AUGUGUGAGGUUAUUUAUUAUGAUAUGAUCAGACCUGAGACUCUGAACAUGGACAGAGGAGACAGAGAGGAGAUGAUGGUGGACAUCUAUGAAGAUUUAGAUUCAGUAAGAAGUGAUGAAGUGAUAAUAAACACAGAGAUGAUGAGAACAGAGAUACAGCAAGAGCUUCAACAUACAGGAAGAGCCUCAGUGAAGAACAGAAGACACAGAUCAGUUCAAGUGUGUUUGUGUUUACUGUCUGUUCUUCUGUUCACUGCUGUAAUAGUCAUCUGUGUCUACUUCAACAAUGAAAGAAACCAACUACUAACACACAACUAUAACUUGACUAAAGAAAGAGAAGUGUUACAAACACACAACUAUAACUUGACUAAUGGAAGAGAAGAAUUACUUAGAAAAUACAAUAAGUUACUAAACCAGAACAAAAACAAGACUGAUGAACUCUUCAAUGCCUUAACAGAUUUGCACUUCAAUAGCUCUACAUGGAUUUACUACAAGUUCAGUUUUUAUUACAUUUCAUCUGAUUAUAAGAGCUGGAGUGACAGCAGACGAGACUGUGAAGAGAAAGGAGCAGAUCUGCUUAUAAUAAACAACAAAGAGGAAGAAGUAUUUUUGCGUAUGCGUACUGGUUAUGACAUUUGGAUUGGUCUGACAAAAGAAUUGGGAGUCUGGAAAUGGGUUGAUGGCACCACACUGACAUCUGGCUACUGGAUAGGUGGAUAUCCCAUAAAUCCCAAUAAUCCCAAUAAUUGUGCAGUCAUGACUGCAUUUGGAUGGAUUAAUAAUCCGUGUUAUCCAAAGUAUAGAUGGAUAUGUGAAAGAAGAAUUGCUUAAAUAUGUCAUGAUAUAAUGAUGUUUAUAUAAAUAAACCAUGUAGAUAUGUUUGUUUAAUAUGGAAGUAAAUUAAUUCUCUAAGAGUUCAUAUUUUAAGUUUUGACCAUAACUGUCAUAUUCAUAACAUUGGAUUUGCCAUUAAACUGAAGUUUAACAAACACACAACAUUAUAAUGAUGUGUGACCAUAUAAUGUUAUUGGUGUCAUAACUAAAUCAAGUUGGGUAAAAAAUAGUUCUUGCAUUUCCUAGUAUGUUUGUGGUGAAGUUACCAACUCUGAGCUCAUUGUGGUUUUAUUUGUUGUAUGCCAGCGGAUGUAAAAAUAAACUGUGAAAAUGACAAGCGGAUAAUAUACCCAGAAAACAUCAAACUAU
Messenger RNA from Misgurnus anguillicaudatus (oriental weatherfish), 1203 nucleotides. NCBI's taxonomy places the organism in Eukaryota, Metazoa, Chordata, Actinopteri, Cypriniformes, Cobitidae. The record is from RefSeq and is a predicted model, not a curated record.